GCCAUGGAGCCGCAGGAAGAGGCGCACACGCUCGGGGCGUCCUUGCCUCUGCCUCCUGGGGCCUCGGGGUCGCCGACGCGGGACGUAGAGGAGCGGCCGGAGGGCAGCGCAGCGCCGGUGGCGGCUCCCGCGGGCGAAGAGGGCGACGGCGCGGGCGCCGACGGGCUGUGGGGACUGCCGGUGGAGCGCGCCGAGCGCAGGCCCGAGUGCAGCCGCUGCAGCCGGCCCCAGAAAGUAUGCUUGUGUCCAUAUCUGCCAGUGUACCCACUCCAGAUCUCCACCCAUCUGUACAUAAUUCAGCAUCCAGCAGAGGAAAGCAAAGUGUUGCGCACAGUCCCUCUGCUAGCAGCAUGCCUGCCCCCUGACAAGUGCACAGUAAAGAUUGGCCGCCGCUUCAGUGAAGAGCGAGAUAUUGAACUUUCAACUGUUUGCCGGGACUCUGGUACAUUAAUAUUAUAUCCAGGGGCUGAAGCUACUAAUUUGGAAGAAUUUAUAUUAGAGUCUCCUGUUUAUCCUUCCACAAUCAUCAUCAUUGAUGGUACAUGGAGCCAGGCUAAAGACAUUUUCUAUAAGAAUUCCUUGUUCCGACUUCCCAAACAGGUGCAGUUAAAAACUAGCAUUUGUAGUCAGUAUGUAAUUCGGAUGCAACCAACUAGCAGGUGCCUUUCUACCUUAGAAUGUGCUGCUGCUGCUCUUUCCAUCUUAGAGAAAAAUAAGUACAUACAAGAGACUUUGCUUCGUCCUCUUCAAGCGCUAUGUUCUUUCCAGCUUCAGCAUGGUGCUCAGAUUCGCCUCAGCAAGGAAUACCUUCUGAAAAACGGAUUAUACCCCAAGCCAAUGCCAAAGAACAAACGCAAGCUCAGGAAGAUGGAGCUGUUAUUGAACAGUGUUAAAAUUUAGCACCACUGGCUCCAUGGUGCUCAUUCACCUGUCUUUAGCUGACAAGACUAUGUAAAGUUUCCCCCGGUUUGGGCUUGAAGGCUUUGACUCCGAAGACGCAGUGCUGGUAGGCACUUGUGCAGAAAGAGAUGGGCUGCUAAACAGCACCCUACAGCACGCUUCCACCCACGCUGGGAAAUACAGACUUUCACAGUGUAUUUGUCAUUUGUUUCAUUUUGGUUUUUGUUUUCUUUUGAGACAAGGUU
Molecule: messenger RNA, 1145 nt
Organism: Microtus ochrogaster (prairie vole)
Lineage: Eukaryota; Metazoa; Chordata; Mammalia; Rodentia; Cricetidae
Gene: Dtwd2
Product: DTW motif tRNA-uridine aminocarboxypropyltransferase 2
Source: RefSeq, a predicted model, not a curated record